Messenger RNA from Panicum virgatum (switchgrass), 573 nucleotides. Its product is annotated as spidroin-2-like. The coding region runs from base 1 to 573 and encodes 190 amino acids. The record is from RefSeq and is a predicted model, not a curated record. NCBI's taxonomy places the organism in Eukaryota, Viridiplantae, Streptophyta, Magnoliopsida, Poales, Poaceae. The transcript has a single exon.
AUGGCCGGAAGCGCGCCAGAGGCUAGCUCGGCAGCGCUAGAGGCGCGCCAGGGCAGGGAGACGGCGGCCGCCGGGGCAGGCGCACGCCAGGCACCUUGGGUGGCGGCUGCAGCGGUGCCGUCCGUGUCCAUGGCCGGCCGGCGAGCAUCAGGGGCGGACACGGCCGGCCCAGGGGGAGGCGGCCCUGGCGGCAGUGGCGCGCCCCCGGCAGGGGCGGUGGGGGAGGAUCCUGCGGGGCUAGCCUGGGUGGCGGCGGCCAGGCCCGCGGCCCCGGCGUGCUGCGCAGUCUCCAGGGCGCGCCACGGGCCGGCGGCGGCUGGGGCGCGCCAGGUGGCAGCAGAUCUAGCGGCGCCCACGGCCCAGGCGGCGCUCGCGGCGGCGGCGCCCGCGAAUCCAGAGGCAGCGACGCCAGGGCAGGGCAGGGGCGGCCGCCGGGGCAGGCGCGCGCCAGGCGCCCUGGGCGGAGACAGCAGCGGCGCCGUCCGCAUCCUGCGCCCACAGGGGCGGCCCCGCCUGCGCCCGCAGGGGAUCCGCGGCGGUAGGGGAACCCCGAUCCGAGGGGCCUGCGCCUGA